This is a messenger RNA of Talaromyces stipitatus ATCC 10500, 1215 nucleotides long. RefSeq lists its product as uncharacterized. The record is from RefSeq and is a predicted model, not a curated record. NCBI's taxonomy places the organism in Eukaryota, Fungi, Ascomycota, Eurotiomycetes, Eurotiales, Trichocomaceae. The transcript is spliced from 5 exons. Bases 1 to 1215 code for a protein of 404 amino acids.
AUGACCCCUAAGUUAUACAAAGAAGAGGAGGCAUUGAUUGCAAAAGCCUUAGCGCGUGCGAACACCAAAGAAAAACCCCCGAAUUUUAGCAAAUUGGCGCAUUACAUGGGUACGCCUCCAACGAACCAGCAAAUUGAGGAAAGUGCGAAUUAUUUGCUUGCCAAAGAUUUCACUGGUCCGGGAGAGCCCCCCCGGGCUGGAAAAACAUGGGUAUACAAUUUUGUCGGUCGCUUACCAGAAAAAUACGUGAGAAUUGUUCAAAAGCCUCAAGAAAAGGAACCGUUCCCAAAAACGUCAAAAAGAGUCUCUAGCCUGUCCUCCCGAGAAUCAAUUACUAUCGUUGAGGGUGUAAGCGCCAAAGGAAAGAUUAUACCACCUUUGUUAAUUCCAAAAGGCAAGGUCCAUUUGGAGGAAUGGUAUCGGCAUUUGCAAGAUGACGAAUGGCUUCAAUAUAAACACGUUCAUGGGAGGGUUGUGAACAAAGUUGCGCGCUUAGGUGGCUUCGAUUUUGACAAAAACGACUUUUUUGAAGAAUUACGCGAUAUUCGGAUAAAAACUUUUACAACGAGGACGAUUCGCAACGGUUGGAGAGAGCGAGGCAUUUGGCCAUUGAAUCCUCAGCUUAUACUCGAUAAAAUGUCUUCACCAGAAGAAGCAUUUGAAGCAAUGGUUGCUGAGGGGGAUACACUAAAAAUUUAUGGCGAGGCGUAUGACACUAUUCCCAGCUCACCAACUACAAAAUCAAUCUCUCCACCGUCAACCGUCAUAAAACUACGUCGUUAUAUCAAUAAGAUUGAGAAGUCGAUUGACAGUAUAAAGGAUAUUUUGGACGGAGCAAGCCCAGGCCUUUCAAAACGUAUAAAAACGGUGAAUCAAGGAAGCCUCACUUUAGCCGAAUUGGGCAAUCUACACCGUGAGAGCUUUGCCAAGGUUCGUGAGACUGCAGAACGCAAGAAUCAAAAAUCUACAAGGCGCCAUGUCAAAGCGAGCGGUGCGCUUUAUGUAAAAGAUGCGAAUCGCCUCAUAAAACGCCGUCACGAUGGUGAUUUAUUGAGGAUUCAUAAGAGCCAUGUUCUUGGAGUGCUACAACCGGAGGAAGAAGAGGCUCCAACAGAGCCUCAAAACUACGGUUUUUUCUUUGAUACUCAGGGACCCCCGGCCGACUCCCAACCGCAGGGUGGGGGAGGCGACGCGACGGGUAGUGACCCGUUUUGA